Messenger RNA from Vicugna pacos (alpaca), 408 nucleotides. Lineage: Eukaryota; Metazoa; Chordata; Mammalia; Artiodactyla; Camelidae. The record is from RefSeq and is a predicted model, not a curated record.
CUGGUGGACCGUGUCAUGGAUGCCGCCUGCAAAUCCUACCUGGAACGGCAGUGCAUUCCGUACGCAGUGAACAGGGCACGGGAGACCAUACUCCAUGUGGUCCAGAUGAGAGUUGUGCCCCGGGAUGAGGGAGAACCUCACCUAGCAGAGGACCCCACGUGGGCGGAGGACGAGGAACCCUCACCUUGCCCGAUUGACACCUGGGCUGGAGGAGCCGUGCCCGUGCGGCGCGCGCCCUGCUCGGUGGAAAGGAAGUAGAACCAAGGCAAAGUAAGCCCCGCCCCAGCUCCUUCCCACCUCCCGCCCCCACCCCCGCCCCCGCCGCGUCUCUGUUCUCUUCAGUGCGUCUCUGGGCUGCUCCUGCCUUAGUUUCUCUGUCUCCUGUGCCCGCGUCUUGCCGUCAGUUUU